UAAAAAAAAUUUCAGCCCUUCGUAUCUCUCUCUGGCCCUCUCCGAGGGAAAACAAGAGAGAGAAAAACACGUAGUAGAAUCUGGUCCUUGUGUGGACGAAGGAUUCAGGGACGAACACGAUGCUCAUUGCAAUUCCCUCUUAAUACUCUUUCUAUCUUUUGCCUUCAAAUCUCUUCUCCUGCGUUGAAAUUUCAUCCCACACAACACUUGGAGCUGUUGUUUCUUCAAUGGCCAUGUCUGAACCUUCACCCAGUUUGUCCAUGGAUUCUCUCGGCGACAUCGAUGACUACAUUUGGGCCAAUGAAGGAGAGGGUUCAUUGCCAUGGGACAUGUUCAGAGAUGUUUUUGAAUUUGUACAAAAUGGGAAUCAAGCAUUUAAAAAUAAUCACUUUGAAGAGGCAAUCAAGUAUUACUCAAGAGCUAAUAACAUCAAGCCCGGUGAUCCAGUUAUUCUCAACAAUAGAAGUGCUGCUUAUAUCAGGAUAAGUCAGUUCCUGAAAGACAGACCACCAGCUGCUUCUGAAUAUCGACCAUUAAAUGGGUUGGAUCCUACAGUACAUGCUGAGCUUGCACUAAAAGAUGCUGAGAAGCUGAUGGACCUACGCGGUAAAUCAGUGAAACCAUAUAUUCUGAAGGCUAAUGCUCUCAUGCUCCUAGAAAAAUAUGCCAUAGCAAAGGAUAUUAUUCUUUCUGGUCUUCAAAUUGACCCUCUAAGCAAUCCUCUUCAGGCUUCUCUUCAGAGAUUGGAGAGAAUAGCUGCAACUAUGAUGGGAAAUGGACGCCAUGGGCUACCAGAUCGUAGCGAUGACUUUGAUUGCACCCUUUGUCUUAAGCUUCUUUAUGAACCCAUCACAACUCCUUGUGGGCAUUCUUUCUGCCGUUCUUGCUUAUUUCAGUCUAUGGAUCGUGGUAAUAAAUGUCCGUUGUGCAGAACAGUUCUUUUUAUCAGUUCAAGAACAUGUUCAAUCAGUGUUACACUGAGCAACAUUAUACAGAAGAACUUUCCAGAGGAAUAUGCUGAAAGGAAGUCAGAAAAUGAGGGUUUAACAAAUUUUGGUGUCGAUUUAAUGCCUCUUUUUGUCAUGGAUGUUGUUAUCCCAUGUCAGAAAUUUCCGCUUCACAUAUUUGAACCCCGCUACAGACUUAUGGUCAGGAGGGUAAUGGAAGGCAAUCAUCGUAUGGGAAUGGUUAUAGUGGAUUCUACAACUGGUUCUAUUGCUGAUUUUGCAUGUGAAGUGGAAAUUACGGAGUGUGAGCCACUUGCGGAUGGACGUUUUUAUCUAGAGAUUGAAAGUCGUCGAAGAUUUCGCAUUAUUCGAUCUUGGGAUCAAGAUGGAUAUCGAGUGGCAGAGAUCGAAUGGGUGAAUGACAUAACUCCUCCAGAAGGGACAAUAGAGCGGACAGAACUGCAAGAAAUGACAACUAACGCAGCAGAGUAUGCUCAGUCAUGGAUAAGGAGGGCAAAAGAAGCAUCUAGACGAGAUCAAAUAAAACGGGAUCGACUUCUUAACGUGGAAGCAAUGAUGCCCUCAUCGCGAGAUCCUGAGCGGUUUAGCUUCUGGCUUGCUACCCUUUCAAAUCGGAGGCCCUUGGAAAGAUUGGAACUUCUACGAAUGACGGAUACAAGAGAGAGGAUAAGGCGUGGACUUGUAUAUCUCAAAGCAGAAGAACAGGGCUGUCAGAUGCAACCCGAAAUUCAACUUCUGGCGGUGGCCAUGGGAGGAGAAUUUUCCAGGGCUCCAACCCCUCGAAUCCCCUUCUCCUCCCUUCUCCUUCUUCUUCUUCUCUUCCUCCUCUCUGCCACUCUCUCCGCCGCCAAAAACCCCUUAUUCCCUUCCUUCACCCCUCGUGACGUUUAUCUCAUCGACUGCGGUUCCCCUUCCCAAACCCGUCUCGACGACGGCCGCAUUUUCAAAUCCGAUCGUGAAUCCACUUCUCUUCUUUCCACCGAAGAAGACGUUCAAGCCUCCGUCGAUUCCAUUCCCUCAAACGCUCUCGUUUCUCCUCUCUCUUCUUGGUCAUUGCCUCUUUUUCUCACCGCCAGAAUUUUCCCUACCGAUUCCACCUACACUUUCUUCAUUUCUCAACCUGGACGCCAUUGGAUCCGCCUCUACUUUUACCCUCUCCCUAAUGCUAAUUUCAAUCUCACCGAUUCCGUUUUCACCGUCACCACUGACUCCGUCGUUCUCCUCCAUGAUUUCUCAAUCAAACCUAAUCCCAAAAUCGUUUUCAGAGAAUACCUUAUCAACAUCACCACCGAUCGAUUCUCCCUUGAAUUCAAACCUAAGAAGAAUUCCUUUGCCUUCAUCAAUGCUAUUGAAAUCGUCUCCGCUCCAGAUGCUCUGUUUUCCGAUUCCGCUAACUCUGUUUCUCCGGUGGGAUUUUUCAACGGAUUGUCCAAUAUUGCUUUGCAAAUUUGCCACCGCGUUAAUGUGGGUGGCCCUGAAAUUGUUCCUAAAAACGACACGUUGUCAAGAACAUGGGAAACCGAUGCUGCUUACAACAAAUUUCCACAGGGUUCGAAGAAUGUUUCUGUGGAUUUGGACUCGAUUAAAUACCCUGGAAUUGAAUUGACUCCAUUGAUUGCUCCUAAUUGGGUUUAUGCAACUGCUGAGGACAUGCAAGAUCCUAAAACAAUGCAAGUGAAUUUCAAUAUGAGUUGGAGUUUCAAUGUGGAACAGAGUUACUCGUAUUUGAUUAGACUCCAUUUUUGCGAUAUUGUGAGCAAAGUUUUGAAUAAUUUGUACUUCAAUGUGUACAUUAAUGGGAUGAUGGGUAUUGCUGAUCUUGAUCUCUCUCAACUCACCGGUGAUCUUUCUACUCCCUACUACAGAGACCUCGUUCUUAAUGCCUCCGACAUUAAGAACAACACCAUCAUGAUUCAGGUUGGUCCAUCAAACGUGGAUUCAGGGCUACAAGAUGCAAUCCUAAAUGGAGUGGAAAUCAUGAAGAUGAGUAACGAUGCACAAAGCUUGGACGGCUUAUUUUCAGUGGAUGGAACAUACAUGGGAGGCUCAACGCUUAGCACAAUGAAGAUAAUAGCAGUUGUGGGACUUGGAAUCGGAGCCAUUGCCAUUGUUUUUCUUGGUGUCAUGUUCUUGAGAUGGCACAACAGACCAAAUGGAUGGGAAAAGAGACACAGUUUCUCUUCAUGGCUUCUUCCUUUGAAUAACAAUAAUUCAACUAACACAGCCAGUUUCUUCUCCUCUAAAAGCAGUUCUAGAAGAUCAUCCACCGUCUUUAGCUCUCGCCGAAGCAGAACUGGCUUCUCCGGUAUUUACUCCAACGUUGGUCUCGGCCGUUUCUUCUCCCUCAAUGAGUUACAGGUUGCUACACAAAAUUUCGAAGAGAAAGCAGUGAUCGGCGUCGGUGGAUUCGGCAAAGUCUACGUCGGAGCAUUAGAAGAUGGAACAAAAGUCGCCAUUAAACGUGGAAACCCAAGUUCCGAUCAAGGCAUUAACGAGUUCAGAACCGAGAUUGAAAUGCUCUCUAAACUCCGCCAUCGCCAUCUGGUUUCUCUCAUCGGUUUCUGCGACGAACAGUCCGAGAUGAUUCUGGUUUACGAAUACAUGGCCAAUGGCCCAUUUCGCGACCAUUUGUAUGGCUCUAAUCUCCCUCCUCUGUCCUGGAAACAGAGGCUCGAAAUCUGCAUCGGUGCUGCUCGUGGCCUUCAUUAUCUCCACACUGGUGCGGCUCAGGGCAUUAUCCACCGUGAUGUUAAGACCACUAACAUUCUUCUUGAUGAAAAUUUUGUUGCUAAAGUUGCUGAUUUUGGGCUUUCAAAAGCUGCACCAUCCUUGGAACAGACCCAUGUUAGCACUGCGGUUAAAGGAAGUUUUGGUUAUCUUGAUCCUGAGUACUUUAGACGACAACAACUUACUGAUAAAUCUGAUGUUUACUCAUUUGGGGUUGUUCUUUUUGAGGUUCUAUGUGCAAGACAAGUCAUCAAUCCUACGUUGCCUCGUGAGCAGGUAAAUUUGGCAGAGUGGGCAAUGCAGAAUUACAGAAAAGGAAAACUAGAGAAGAUAAUUGAUCCUAAAAUUAGCAGCUCAAUUGUAGAGGGGUCACUGAAGAAAUUUGUGGAAGCAGCAGAGAAAUGCUUGGCUGAAUAUGGGGUUGAUAGGCCAAGCAUGGGAGAUGUUCUAUGGAACUUAGAAUACGCUUUGCAACUACAAGAGGCAGUAUCAGAGCUCGAGGACCCUGAUGAAGACAAAUGCGAAGGCCUUGUGGCUUUGGACAAACCAAAUGACAAUCAACCAAAAGCAGGAUCUACAAGUGCUUCUGUAAGUGAUGAUACUUCUGAAGUCUCAGUUAGUGCUCCUUUGUUUUCUGAAGUUCAAAGUUUUCAAGGAAGGUGAUGAAUUUUUACCUGGGAUUUGUUAAGUUUUUAACAAACACUCUCUUCGCCUAUACAUUCUUUGAGAAGUUGUUCAAAAUUAGAACCAUGACCCUUAAAAAGUCAGUUCACUGCCAAAUCAAGAAUUUGAAGUUUAUACAGAUUGUUGUGUAGAUUUUUAUCAUUGUCCUUUUUUCUUCAAUCAAGUUUGAAUUCUGGUCCUCUGUGUAUAUGAAUCUUCAGUUGUUUCAGUUUCACAAAGAUUCUUAGAAAGUAAUAUCAGUAUCAUUUUUCAUCCUUGUUUCUUGAACACGUUCUUGCAAGUUCCAAGACAAAGAUAUAUUGCUCCAGAAAAGGUAUAUAUUUCUAUAUAAAAGAUGAUGUAAUGUGAAUUGCCUUUUCUUUUCUUUAUUAUAAACAAUUUGGUGGAUCUCUUGGAUUCAUAUGUAACAAUGGCUCCAUACUACUCUACAAGUUAUUGGAUCUUGCUUAAUGCAUGCCUUAGUAUUGUAAUGACA
Molecule: messenger RNA, 4854 nt
Organism: Cucumis sativus (cucumber)
Lineage: Eukaryota; Viridiplantae; Streptophyta; Magnoliopsida; Cucurbitales; Cucurbitaceae
Product: probable receptor-like protein kinase At5g61350
Exons: 22
Coding region: 228-4358 (1376 amino acids)
Biological process (GO): protein phosphorylation
Molecular function (GO): protein binding; protein kinase activity; ATP binding
Source: RefSeq, a predicted model, not a curated record